Molecule: messenger RNA, 1776 nt
Organism: Raphanus sativus (radish)
Lineage: Eukaryota; Viridiplantae; Streptophyta; Magnoliopsida; Brassicales; Brassicaceae
Product: probable trehalose-phosphate phosphatase G
Exons: 9
Coding region: 480-1595 (371 amino acids)
Biological process (GO): trehalose biosynthetic process
Molecular function (GO): trehalose-phosphatase activity
Source: RefSeq, a predicted model, not a curated record
CCCCAUCUCCUUCUUUUUCUCUCCCUCUCCUCUUUCUUCUCUCCCCUAAAACUCGGGAUUUUCAGUAUAUUCUCUUGCAGUUUUUAGGGUUUUCGUAAAGAAGGAAACAAAAAUAAAAAAAUAUCUCCUUCUUGACUGAUUUCUCCUUUCUCGAUCUCUAAAGAUUCUCUUUCCAAAAGGAGAGAAAAUCUGCAUUCCUUCUUCUUCCUUGGUGGUGGCUGUUGCCGUUGCUUUGCGUUUACACCUCGUUUGAAUCAGGUUUGUAGUUGAAGUUCAAGAUCACUUUAAAGCCUAUUUCACGUAUUAAAAGCCUUAGAGAUAAUAAGUGUUCACUUUUAAUUGACCGUUCACCAACAAGCAGUGACAAGAAAACGUUGAAGAAGUGUUUUUUUUUUUCCAUUGACAAAACCGUUGGAUAAAAAGUGAUUUAUAAGAUCCCAUCGAAACUCUCUCUCUUGUUCGAAAGCAUUCUGAUUUGGAUGGAUAUUAACAUAAACAAGACUUCCCCUGUUCUCCCUGAGCCUACAACACCAGUCAGCAAAUCAAGACUCGGAUCCUCCUUCCCUUCAAGGAGAUUCGUCAGUGCGAGGAGGAAGAACCCUAAGCUCGACGAUGUUAGAUCCAAUGGUUGGUUAGAAGCAAUGAUUUCCUCUUCCCCACCACGUAAGAGGCUUGUCAAGGAUUUCAACGUCGAGAUUGCUCCUGAAGAUGACUUUGCUCAACGGGCUUGGAUGCUCAAGUAUCCUUCAGCGAUUACCUCUUUCGGGCAUAUUGCAGCUCAAGCUAAGGACAAGAAGAUAGCUGUGUUUCUAGACUAUGAUGGAACACUCUCUCCAAUAGUCGACGACCCUGAUCGUGCCAUCAUGUCUGAUGCGAUGCGUGCUGCUGUUAAAGAUGUGGCCAAGUACUUCCCAACAGCAAUAAUUAGUGGUAGAAGCCGUGACAAGGUUUACGAACUGGUAGGACUAACCGAACUCUAUUACGCUGGUAGUCAUGGCAUGGACAUUAUGACUCCUGCAAGUGCUAAUGACACCAACUGUAUAAAAUCCACUGACCAACAGGGUGAGGAGGUAAACCUCUUUCAGCCAGCUAAGGAGUUCAUACCGGUCAUCGAAGAGGUUUACAAAAAUCUCGUUGAGCUAACUAAAUCUAUCAAAGGUGCAAAAGUAGAGAACCACAAGUUCUGCGCCUCUGUUCAUUACCGUAACGUUGAUAGGGAAGACUGGGAACUCGUUGCUCAACGCGUUCAUGACCACCUGAAACAAUACCCUCGUCUGCGUCUAACUCACGGGAGAAAGGUUUUAGAGGUUCGUCCUGUGAUCGAGUGGAACAAAGGGAAAGCAGUUGAGUUUCUGUUGGAAUCUCUCGGACUAAGCAACGAUGAUGACUUCCUCCCAAUCUUUAUCGGAGACGACAAGACUGAUGAGGAUGCAUUCAAGGUACUAAGGGAUAGAGAGCAUGGUUUUGGAAUAUUGGUUUCGUCCGUGCCAAAAGAAAGCAAUGCAUUCUACUCUCUUAGAGACCCCUCAGAGGUGAAGAAGUUCCUCAAGACUUUGGUGAAAUGGAGAAAGAUGGAAGACUCCACAAGUAUUUGAUGAUUGUUUAGGAGUAUCAGAAGAGCUUCAUCCAACGCUGUCUUUUUAUUUUAUUUUAUUUUAUUUUCACUUUUUAGUUUCUGUUUUUUUUUAACAGUUUCGGCAUUUAUAUUUUAAUUUAUCAUUUUUCCAUAUUAUCCAUGGUUAAAAAAUGUUAUUACAAUCAAAACUCUUUUUAUAA